CAUUAAACUAAUAACUCCUUUCCACAAGGUUGGAAAAACAGAACAGAAACAGUACUAAACAACAUAUCAGAAAAGAAAUGAGUUCCAAAAACAGCAACCCAUCACAUGUUUAUUUUCUCUUGACAAGUAUACUUUUCAUCAUGUCAUGUUUAUUUUCUCAAUCACAUUCAGACCCAAGAAUCUCAGAAGCUGGACUCUACUGUGGACAAGACAAAGCACCACCUAAAUCAAACUACAUCCCAAGUUUCAUACAAGAAAUGGAGAAUCUCUCACAGCUUGUAACAGAUCACAAUUGGGGAACUCAUUCUGUCAAUAUAUCAGGAUCUCUUCCAAUCUAUGGCUUUGCACAAUGUUUUAAAGACCUCUCUCAUACCGAUUGUCUUCUUUGUUAUGCUGCAAGCCGCACUCGGCUCCCUCGUUGCCUUCCUUCGAUCUCCGCCCGCAUCUAUCUUGACGGCUGCUUCCUUCGUUACGACAAUUAUAGUUUCUACUCAGAAGAAACUGACCCUUUGAGGGACACUGUUAACUGCACCUCCUCUGAGAGGUUGGAGGUGCAGAUGGAGAAGAGUGUUGCAAGAGUGGUUGAUGUUGUGGCCAUGGAUGCUGCUAGGAAAGGAUUUUCCGUGGGAGAAGUUGACGGUGUUUAUGCCUUAGCUCAAUGCUGGAACUCACUUGGGAAUAAUGGGUGUAGAGAUUGCUUGAAAAAUGCUGCAAAGAAAGUAAGAGCGUGUUUGAGUUUGACAAAUAAUGAAGGUAGGGCCUUGAAUGCUGGUUGUUAUUUGAGAUAUUCAACGCGCAAGUUUUUCAACGAAGGAGGUGGAAAACAUGGUGAAAAGAGAUCUUUAAGAAGAGGAGAUGUUAUAGCAGCAGUGUUAGCAACAGUUGCAAUUAUUAUGCUUGCUCUCUCUGCCUCUUUUGCAAUCUUCAAAAAAUUGUCGAAUCUAAAAAAAGAAAAAAAUAAUCUGGAUCAGGUUUCAUCUUCUAUAACAAAAUCUAGUUUGAAUUACAAAUACGAAAUGCUUGAGAAGGCGACAGAUUAUUUUAACUCUUCCAGGAAAAUAGGCCAAGGAGGAUCAGGUUCAGUUUUCAAAGGUAUUCUUCCGAACGGAAACGUCGUUGCAGUAAAGAGAUUGAUAUUCAAUAAUAGGCAAUGGGUGGAUGAGUUUUUCAAUGAAGUAAAUUUGAUUAGUGGAACUGAACACAAGAACCUUGUGAAAUUAUUGGGUUGUAGCAUUGAAGGGCCCGAGAGCCUACUUGUUUAUGAGUACUUACCCAACAAGAGUUUAGAUCAAUUUCUCUUUGAAAAGAGCAGAACUCAAAUUCUAAAUUGGAAGCAGCGGUUUAACAUCAUUCAAGGAACAGCAGAAGGGCUCGCUUACCUUCAUCAAGGUUCUAAAAAGAGAAUCAUCCAUAGAGAUAUCAAGAGCAGCAAUGUUCUUCUAGACGAUAGCCUCUCUCCUAAGAUUGCAGAUUUCGGCCUUGCGCGCUGUUUCGCUGCUGAUAAAACACAUUUGAGUACUGGAAUUGCUGGAACACUUGGUUACAUGGCUCCAGAGUAUCUGGUUCGAGGACAACUUACAGAUAAAGCGGAUGUAUAUAGUUUUGGAGUACUUGUUAUGGAGAUUAUAUGUGGCAGAAGGAAUAAUGUUAUCAGAGAAGACUCUGGAUCACUUCUACAAACGGUUUGGAAACGUUACCGAUCAAACACAUUAGUUGAGACUAUUGAUUGUAGCUUGGGAGAUGAUUUUCCUAUAGCCGAGGCGUCAAGGGUGUUUCACAUUGGUUUGCUUUGCACACAAGCUUCUGCUUCCCUUAGGCCAUCCAUGGCCCGUGUUGUUCAAAUGUUAAGUAAUUCAGAUUUAGAUGUUCCUACACCAAAUCAACCACCAUUUUUGAAUGCUGCAAUGCUAGACUCAGACAAUUCCAUUAGGUCUUGUAGUACAAACAGUUUUGUAUCUAGUGCUUUAAAAGAGAUCGGAGUUUCUUACAGCAACUCGGACGAGCCAUCGGGAAGUGAAGAACCAAGUAUCCAAACUUGAUUUUCAAAUGUAAUUAUUUUGUUUAAAGCAAAAUUGAAAGAUUAGAUGAUGUAAGACUUGGCAACACAAAUUUUUGUGAGCAAAAUGUUUGUUACAAAGGAGAAUGUAACAACCUGUGUAGUAGCAUUUUGUUACUAUUCUUGAAAAGCAUACUUGUUUCAUUAUAUAAUUAAAAGA
Vicia villosa (hairy vetch) is the source of this 2216-nucleotide messenger RNA. Its product is annotated as cysteine-rich receptor-like protein kinase 42. Gene Ontology annotation, molecular function: protein kinase activity; ATP binding. Gene Ontology annotation, biological process: protein phosphorylation. The record is from RefSeq and is a predicted model, not a curated record. NCBI's taxonomy places the organism in Eukaryota, Viridiplantae, Streptophyta, Magnoliopsida, Fabales, Fabaceae. The transcript has 6 exons. The coding region runs from base 78 to 2039 and encodes 653 amino acids.